Messenger RNA from Phialemonium atrogriseum, 1047 nucleotides. RefSeq lists its product as uncharacterized. The record is from RefSeq and is a predicted model, not a curated record. Bases 187 to 978 code for a protein of 263 amino acids. The transcript has 3 exons. NCBI's taxonomy places the organism in Eukaryota, Fungi, Ascomycota, Sordariomycetes, Cephalothecales, Cephalothecaceae. Gene Ontology annotation, molecular function: oxidoreductase activity, acting on the CH-OH group of donors, NAD or NADP as acceptor.
CGGAUAGAUGUCCGUGUACCUAAAUAUUUCGGCAAAAAGAUCACCUUCUAAGGCACUGUCUGUCCCUUUCCAUCUUCUACCUAGUUUCUCUAAUCUAGUAGCUUGAGUCCCUCCUUUCCCAUUUUCGUGAAUUGCUUCGUUUGUGAAAUCAAUUGCCUACUUUCGCCUCAACUGUCUUUUCCGAACAUGGCCAGCAGCGUGAAAGACUUGUUUUCCCUCGAGGGCCACACCGCCCUCGUGACCGGCGGCACCCGGGGCAUCGGGCAGGCCGUGGCCAUUGCCCUUGCCGAAGCCGGGGCCGACAUUCUCCUCGUCCAGAGGGACGAGUCGUCAACGACCACCCUGAAGGCCAUCCAGGCGCUCGGUCGGAAAGCCGAGAUCUACACGGCCGAUCUGAGCUCCGCAGAGGACGUGGCGAAGCUCGUGCCCAAGAUCCUGGCCGACGGGCAUGAGAUCCGCAUAUUGGUCAACUGCGGAGGCAUCCAGCGGAGGCAUCCCUGCGAGGCAUUUCCCGACUCGGACUUUAACGAGGUCAUGCAAGUCAACCUCAACGCCGUCUUCUCUCUGUGCAGGGACGUCGGCGCGCACUUGCUCCAGCUGGAGCCGUCGGCGGUGACGGGCCGGCGGGGGAGCAUCCUCAACUUCGCGUCGCUGCUGACCUUCCAGGGCGGGCUCACGGUGCCCGCCUACGCGGCGUCCAAGGGCGCCGUCGGCCAGCUGACCAAGAGCUUCGCCAACGAGUGGACGUCCAGGGGCAUCACCGUCAACGCCAUCGCGCCGGGGUACAUCGAGACGGACAUGAACACGGCCCUGCUCGGCAACCCGGAGAGGCUGGCCGGCAUCAGCGCCAGGAUCCCCGCAGGGAGAUGGGGGUCGCCCGAGGACUUCAAGGGGACCGCCGUUUACCUGGCUAGCAGGGCGAGUGGCUACGUAAGCGGGCAUAUUCUAGUGGUUGACGGGGGGUGGAUGGGGCGGUAAUGGUGGCUAGAAGGAAACCGGGCAGAGUAUAGACGAGUGAAUCAGCGAACAGGAUACCAGUAUCUGUCA